Arachis ipaensis is the source of this 790-nucleotide messenger RNA. Lineage: Eukaryota; Viridiplantae; Streptophyta; Magnoliopsida; Fabales; Fabaceae. The record is from RefSeq and is a predicted model, not a curated record.
AGUUACUUCGUGCUGUUAUUUUAAUAGAUGGUGGUAAAAUUUGGAUUAUUAGAUGAAACAAGAUUGAAUCAUGUACUGACAUCAAACAUCAUAAAAUCCAGCCCUACACCCCUCUGUCAUGAUCCCUUUUCCUUCAUAAACCCCAAACUCUUCUCAAUUACUUUGCCCCACCAAACUUGGCUUUAUCGUCUCAUCCCUUUCCUUUAUAUAGUGCAUAUUGCAUUGUCUUAUAAGCACUUUUCUCAUCAUCUUCACUACCCAUUUCUUGCUCUAAUCAAAUCCAUUACAUUUUCUGAUAUCAUGACCGCCAUGGAGAAGAGGCUCAUUCCAUCCGACUUCGAUGAUGACCGGAUUUUUUAUCUCCACGUUGACCCUCUUGCUAUCAUACAUGAGCUGCCAUCCCUCUUCUAUAGGAAAUACAGACCCCUUCUUGGUGAAAGGAUGAUUGUGAUGGAUCUCAACAACAACCAAAUAGAGCUUUCUCUAUGCAAAGGUAACUCUUCCGGCUAUAUUGUACAUGGUUUUGAAAACUUGGUCAAUUUCUUUGUCCUUUCAUUGGGAGGGGGGAUAAAAAUAAUGUAUGUAGGCGAAGAUGUCUUUAUUGUGAUGAAGGUCAAAGACAGCUUCAUGGCUACCAAAGAACUUUCUUAUCCAUAUCCUAAGUUAGUUAGCAACUAUUAUCAUUUGACACAUGAAUCUACAUUAAGAGAGGUACUUAUGGGUUUUUGUCAACCAAUUAUUUUCAACCCAACCCACUAAGAAAAUGCCACAAAAAAACUGUCCACCCAAA